GAUUAUGACGCUAGUUGACAUGCCUAGUGCCUCAUGCUUUUAAAAUCGCUUGCGUAGAUAUGCCUUCGUGGAGCCUGACCGGGCUUCCGUAGGGUGCCAUGGAUGGGAAGAUUGCCGGCCUGUACGACCUCGGUGAGACGUUGGGUCGCGGCCACUACGCAAUCGUCAAACAAGCGAAACACGUCUUCACCGGGGAGCAGGUGGCCGUCAAAGUCAUUGACAAAACCAAGCUAGAUCACCGGUCGGAAUCACACCUUUUCCAAGAAGUGCGAUGUAUGAAACUGGUACAACACCCCCAUGUGGUAAGGUUGUACGAAGUUAUCGACACCCAGACAAAACUCUACCUCAUUCUCGAGUACGGAGACGGAGGUGACAUGUAUGAUCAUAUCAUGAAGCAUGACAACGGUCUUUCCGAAGAGCUUGCUCGGAAGUAUUUCGGUCAGAUCCUCUCGGCCAUCAUUUACUGCCAUAAACUCCACGUCGUGCACAGAGAUCUCAAGCCUGAAAAUGUUGUAUUUUUUGAUAAGCUUGGCGUUGUCAAGUUGACAGAUUUUGGAUUCAGCAACAAAUUCCUCCCGGGAGAGAAGCUAGCAACUAGCUGUGGCUCUCUCGCAUACUCGGCCCCUGAAAUACUCCUCGGUGAUUCUUACGAUGCUCCGAAAGUUGAUAUUUGGAGCCUCGGGGUUCUGCUUUAUAUGUUGGUCGCCGGCCGGGCACCUUUCCAAGAAGCGACAGACAGCGAAACGCUCACGAGGAUCAUGGACUGCAAAUACGAAGUUCCUCGACACGUAUCAAGACAGUGCAGAGCGCUAAUUGGCAGAAUGCUCAUCAGAAGUCCAGAGAAAAGGGCUACGUUGGAACAGAUCGCUGAUGAUGAAUGGUUGAUGGGUUUCGACAUAGGUGCAAUGGCGGAAGCUUCCGCGCCCCUCAUGAGUCGAGAACAUCUGUCCGAAGAGGACCACGCGCUGAUAGUUCACAAGAUGGUUCAGGGGAGCAUAGCCACCAAGGAACAAAUCCAAGAUGCGCUCGAGGAGAAUAUCUACAAUCACAUCACGGCGACGUAUUUCCUGCUCGCGGAACGGAAAUUACGGUCGAGUCGCUUAGGAGCAAAAACUCCGACAAGGGGUCGGAAACAAAUGCUCGCUCAACCGCCGAAAGUUGCUCCCGGAACUAUCCCGAUCGUGAUGAAUGCAACGGCAGACACUUUGAUGGUUCCAUCAAGGCUCGCUAGGAAGUGCAGCAUCGUACGUGAAGGUGAAGAGAACGAUUCGCCGAGCCCUCAACCACCGCAAAGCCUAGCUCAAACGCCGGUGCAAAUCGCGGAGGUUAUGAGUCCCGAAAGCGAUGAAGAUUCUUCUUCGUGCCAUUUGACUAGUCAGGAAGCAUCAUCUCCCGUCGGCACGGUUCGCCAAAUGCUUUCCCUACCAACGGGAGCCUCAGGAUCACUUUCAUCUCAACAGCUCUGCCCCCCGGGAUCCAUGGGGAGCGACGGAGAUGAGAGUCAGCAACUCAGCCCAGCAGGCCAACCUGUGGGGCGUAAGUUGCACGCUGUAAAAUCCAGUCCACAGCUUCUGCAGUCCACCGCCACUAUCGCUUCGAAUGGCAACGCGUCCAGAGCUCCUACAACAGCAGGUCACAACACGGCACCUCGACACCGCCGACUAAGCUGUUCGAGUUCCGAAGGUGAAGACGAUGAUCCGACAUUCCGUCGUCUGGAGCGGAGCAAACAGGAGGAAGAUUCGGUUGUCGAGGGUAAACGAAGAGACUCGAUCGCAGCACAAAUUUGUCGAGAGAGACGGGCGUCAGCGUUGUCCAUAGCCACAACACCUCCGAUCGCAACGCCUGAGAGUGAAAAUCUACCCACCUUGAAUCUAAGUCACCUCGUUAGACACGACUCUGUCCAGUUCAUGGACAAGAGCGACUCAUCGUCGAUUCACGGCCCCGUCAGCGAACCACUCCGGGACAUCACAAGCUCGAAGCAAAUCCUCCCCUCUCCGACUCCAGUUCACCAAAGUAAAUCCCUCGACGCUAACGAGAUGUCGCCAAAGAUUUCCAACAACAACAACGGCCCCCAGCUCAAGAAUCGGAGCAAGCGACUGGUUGACGUGAAGCUCUCCUCGAAGUGCUGUAGUAUAUGCUAGAGCCAUGAUCGCAACGCGCCCGCGGCGGGAGUAUGACCGCUGUGGGGGUCGUAGAGCGAUGACGGGCAUCGUGCGUGGGUAAAAACAACAAUCGAAUUCAAG
Molecule: messenger RNA, 2243 nt
Organism: Galendromus occidentalis (western predatory mite)
Lineage: Eukaryota; Metazoa; Arthropoda; Arachnida; Mesostigmata; Phytoseiidae
Gene: Snrk
Product: SNF related kinase
Exons: 10
Coding region: 99-2141 (680 amino acids)
Biological process (GO): protein phosphorylation; intracellular signal transduction
Cellular component (GO): cytoplasm
Molecular function (GO): protein serine/threonine kinase activity; ATP binding
Source: RefSeq, a predicted model, not a curated record